Molecule: messenger RNA, 992 nt
Organism: Venturia canescens
Lineage: Eukaryota; Metazoa; Arthropoda; Insecta; Hymenoptera; Ichneumonidae
Product: cuticle protein 7-like
Exons: 4
Coding region: 161-748 (195 amino acids)
Cellular component (GO): extracellular matrix
Source: RefSeq, a predicted model, not a curated record
UUUUUUUUCUGAGCCCGCGUGAAAGCCGCUUCACGUACUACUCGAUUCUUCGUUUCAUGGUCUCUUAUACAUAUUUUACUUUCACUGGAAUAUCUUCUCAGUAUACGUUAGAACUCGUAAUCGUUAACAAGUGACGAAUUCAUCAUCCACGGUGACCAGGAUGUUCAAUCCUAUCCUUAUCUUUAUCGUUCUGGCGAGUCCCUGCCUCGGCGACGUCUCGCAUAUUUUGCCUGAAUAUAAGGAAAGAACAACGGUGACACCUCCACCACCACCAAGGCCGUACCAGUUCGAAUACGCGGCUGGUCGUUAUCCGGGACACGUCGAUCGGAUUCAACAAGAAUCGGGUGAUGGUUCCGGGGUUAUUCACGGAUCCUAUUCCUUCAUAGACCCGAAGCAAAAAGUUCGUACAGUCGAAUAUACCGCUGACAAAAAUGGCUUUCAUCCGACACUCGUUAAUUUUGAGGACACGCAGGCUCAACCAGUUGAUACCGAAGCAGUGCAACUAGCGAAGGAAAAACAUUUUCGACUUUAUCACAAAUUAGCCGAAGCUAAUUCUCACGGCGCGCCUUCAUCGUAUGUUCCAAGAGAGACGGUCGGCGUUGCGAGAGAAAAGGAAAGACAUUUUUCACUCUACAAUAAGAUUGCCCAAGAACAUGCGGCGAUAGCAGCUCAGAGGAAAGCGUUUGAAGCAACAUCAGUUCCGAAUGAUGUUGAGGAAUCUCAUCUUUCUUAUGAUCAGUACAACUAAGGCAUUAUGAAAAAUUCGAUUAUCAGAAUUUUACAAAUUCAUUCUUUCGAAACAAUACAACCGACUGGGAAUGUAUUUUUUUUAUUCAUUCAAAAGAAUACAAAACUGAAGACCACUCUAUUGACUUCGUCGGCUGUUUUGUUUGAAAGGACAAUGAUUUUGAAAGUCGCAACCCUGGCUCAUUGUACAAUCUGUAUUGCACCAAUGAUUGAUUUGAUAUCAAAUAAAAUUGUGCAUUCUCGUU